Pezoporus occidentalis (night parrot) is the source of this 1938-nucleotide messenger RNA. It is a transcript of the gene AHCYL1, whose product is annotated as adenosylhomocysteinase like 1. NCBI's taxonomy places the organism in Eukaryota, Metazoa, Chordata, Aves, Psittaciformes, Psittacidae. Bases 226 to 1806 code for a protein of 526 amino acids. The transcript is spliced from 17 exons. Gene Ontology annotation, cellular component: cytosol. The record is from RefSeq and is a predicted model, not a curated record. Gene Ontology annotation, biological process: L-methionine cycle.
CGUCACGGCGUCACGCCCCUGAAAACCGAGAGCGGCGGCCGCAGUCCCCGCCGCAGCGCGGUACCGGAGCCGAGCCGAGCCGAGCCGAGCCGAGCCGAGCCGAGCCGAGCCGAGCCGAGCCGAGCCGAGCCGAGCCGAGCCGAGCCGUGCCCCGCUUCGCCCGGUACCGCGGGCGGCCGCGGCCCGCUCCGCCGCUGCCGCCUCCGCCGCCUCCUUGCCCUCAGGAUGUCGGUGCUGGAGCCCGCCGGCGGCGAGGAGCUGAAGCAGGCCAAGGAGGUGGAGGACGCCGAGAAGUUUUCCUUCAUGGCCACCGUCACCAAGGCCCCCAAGAAGCAAAUCCAGUUUGCAGAUGACAUGCAGGAGUUCACCAAGUUCCCAACCAAGACGGGCCGGCGCUCUCUGUCCCGCUCCAUCUCCCAGUCUUCCACUGACAGCUAUAGCUCUGCUGCCUCCUACACGGACAGCUCUGAUGACGAGGUGUCCCCCCGAGAGAAGCAGCAAACCAACUCCAAAGGCAGCAGCAACUUCUGUGUGAAGAACAUCAAACAGGCAGAGUUUGGGCGCCGGGAGAUCGAGAUCGCUGAGCAAGACAUGUCUGCUCUCAUCUCCCUCAGGAAACGAGCUCAAGGAGAGAAGCCUUUGGCUGGAGCUAAAAUCGUCGGCUGCACCCACAUCACAGCCCAGACUGCGGUGCUGAUCGAGACGCUGUGUGCGCUGGGAGCGCAGUGCCGCUGGUCCGCCUGUAACAUCUAUUCCACCCAGAACGAGGUGGCGGCCGCCCUGGCAGAAGCUGGUGUUGCUGUGUUUGCCUGGAAGGGGGAGUCGGAGGAUGACUUCUGGUGGUGCAUUGACCGCUGUGUUAACAUAGAUGGCUGGCAGGCCAACAUGAUCCUGGAUGAUGGCGGGGACCUGACCCAUUGGGUUUAUAAGAAAUACCCCAGUGUCUUCAAGAAGAUCCGAGGGAUUGUGGAGGAGAGCGUGACCGGCGUGCACAGGCUGUACCAGCUCUCCAAGGCUGGGAAGUUGUGUGUCCCAGCCAUGAACGUGAACGACUCUGUGACCAAGCAGAAGUUUGAUAACCUGUACUGCUGCCGGGAGUCCAUCCUGGACGGCCUGAAGAGGACCACGGAUGUGAUGUUUGGAGGGAAGCAAGUGGUGGUUUGUGGUUAUGGGGAGGUCGGCAAAGGCUGCUGCGCUGCUCUGAAAGCCCUGGGAGCCAUCGUCUACGUCACGGAGAUCGACCCCAUCUGCGCGCUCCAGGCCUGCAUGGAUGGAUUUCGGGUGGUGAAGCUGAGUGAAGUGAUCCGUCAGGUGGAUGUUGUCAUCACCUGCACAGGAAACAAGAACGUGGUGACCAGGGAGCACCUGGACCGGAUGAAGAACAGUUGCAUCGUGUGCAACAUGGGUCACUCCAACACAGAGAUCGAUGUGACCAGCCUCCGGACCCCGGAGCUCACGUGGGAGCGGGUCCGUUCCCAGGUGGAUCACGUCAUCUGGCCGGAUGGGAAGCGGGUGGUGCUGCUGGCUGAGGGCCGGCUUCUGAACCUGAGCUGCUCCACGGUCCCCACCUUCGUGCUCUCCAUCACGGCCACCACUCAGGCUCUGGCUCUGAUUGAGCUCUACAACGCUCCCGAGGGCCGUUACAAGCAGGACGUGUACCUGCUGCCCAAGAAGAUGGAUGAGUACGUUGCCAGCUUGCACCUGCCUUCCUUUGAUGCCCACCUGACAGAGCUGACGGACGAUCAGGCCAAAUACCUGGGACUCAACAAGAACGGGCCUUUCAAACCCAAUUACUACAGAUACUGAUGGACCAUGCAGGAAGGACCAGACCACACAAGGCAACAUUAGAGAGAUUAUUUUUAAAGAUCAUUUUUAUUUGGGUUUACUUUUCCCUUUUUGUUUAUUUUUAACCAACAAAAGAACCUGGUUUUACAUUGA